This is a messenger RNA of Ixodes scapularis (black-legged tick), 3298 nucleotides long. RefSeq lists its product as uncharacterized. The transcript has a single exon. NCBI's taxonomy places the organism in Eukaryota, Metazoa, Arthropoda, Arachnida, Ixodida, Ixodidae. The coding region runs from base 542 to 1966 and encodes 474 amino acids. The record is from RefSeq and is a predicted model, not a curated record.
UCCAAAUCGAAAGUCCCAGUUUUGCCGGAUAUUCCAACAGGCUAGUUUUAAGCCGUCCCCUUCCAGUGGUUCAAGCAUAAUACCAUGCUCAAACGGAUCAAGCUUCUGCUCGGACAGCAUCAUCAGUUUUCUUCAGUGUAAACGGUUAUAAGAAUUGAAAGAUCGCAACCAGCUUCUUUGUAGACAGAAACACCGCCCCGAUCCGUCGGCCCGCCGCCGCCCGUCCGCGGAGAGAUCGGCGUCUCGUUCAACGAGCGGCGAAUAUCUGCCAGCCCUUUGCCCCAACAUCGAGGUCGUCGUCGAGGGAGAAGUCAUCGCCCCGGAGGACCUCAAUGCGGACUGGAUCCCAGUCCAUACGGCCAGAAAGAAGGCUCGACAGCCGAAAGUACCCUCACCGAAGCCAUCGAACCCAGCCGAGCGUCUGGCUUCCCGCAGCUCGCCAAGGCCUGGCUCCAAGCCGCGCCCGCCGCAGCUCCCAAGACUACCUGACGACGACUACAAGAUCGUCAUUCGUCCACGUGGUGGCCUCAACCUAAGCUCCAUGAGCACAGGCAAGCUGCAAGACCUUAUCUUCAACGCUGCCCAGACCAACUACGACGCCGCACGCGCCGACCAAAUCCGAAUCAACGCUACUCAAAACUCUAUACUAAUCAGCACCCCCUCCGAAGAGCGGGCGCGCACGUACUUCAACCUUCACACCUUACGCAUCGGAGAGGAGAACUAUCCCCUGGCCACAUACGUAGCAGAUCCUGCCAACACCUCACGCGGAAUCAUCUUUGAUGUUCCAGAAUACGAUACACCGGACAACAUCAGCCGAUACCUAAUCGACUACAAUCACGACCCGGCUAUUCUCCUUGCCCGCCGGAUGGGAAAAACUAACUCCGUGCUAAUAGUCUUCGACAGCCCGGAGGUGCCCCACUGGGUCAGCUACCACGGGGCCCCCUACCGCUGCGUACUAUUCAAACACAAGACGGAGGCCUGCAAUAUCUGCUGGAAGAUCGGGCAUAGGGCAGAUGUGUGCCCCUCACCGAGAGCCAAUAAGUGCCCACGCUGCGGAAUCGACAAUCCACCCACUGACCACGACUGUGAAGUGAAAUGCGCCGUAUGCCGAGGACCCCACCCCACGGGUUCCCCGAGGUGCAAGAAACGCUUUCAAGAACACCCUGCCAUUCGCCGCCGUCAGGCACAACGCCCGGUCGGCGAUUUCGGCAAAAGUUCAACCCCACCGCCCCCCCGUGGCAGGUCCAGGGAACGCAAAUCAGUACCCUCCGAGCCCGGAUUUCGAUCCCGGUCCCGUACUCACUCCAGACCCCGACCACGAUCCAGAUCCAGGUCCAAACCGCGCCAGGUCCCGCAAGACGAGCCGCCCCGACAACCAGCGGCCACCAAACAGGUGAGCUGGGCUAAUGUGGCCUCCGGUUCCACGGGUGGUGAUGCCAGAGACAACGAGCUCGCGGCUCUACGGCGAGAGGUCCAAACCCUCACGAAAUUAAUCACUGCCGUUCAGAAGGAAAAUACUGAAUUACGAACCCUAAUUAAACAGAAAGAGGUUACCCCUCCAGCACCCACUCCUGUCCCUCUCCCACAACCCGUUGCAGUCGCCAUACCCUCGCCUGAUAGCGCCGCCCAGCCUACCAAGCGUAGAGCAAUCGAUACUAAUGACGUCCAAAUCGUAGACGAAUUACGCCGACUCUCAGAGUCAAUGACCGAAAUGUCUCGCACUUUCAGUGCCAGACUGCAAACCUUAGAGCAAAACGUUCACAGCCGUUUUACGGCAAUCGAAGGCAUUGUUUCAAAGCGCUCCUCCGAAUUGGCCCAACUCACCGGUCAAAUGGACCAACUCACCAACCUCUCACCCCAGGCAGGGUCCUCCAAUCCUCUACCACCCCCACUAUCCACACCCUACCUCCAACAGUGCAUCCCUGAGUAUGGCUUUACCUCUCCCCCACCCGCCACGCCUCAGUAGACACCAAACCACUAUCUGGCAAUGGAACUGCCGCAGCUUUCGACGGAAACGUGGCAAUCUCCAACAUUACAUACAAUCCCUCGAAACACCCCCCGAUAUCAUAGCGAUUCAGGAAACCCGCGGCCUGGUCAAACUUGCCGGCUAUAGAACUUUCCAAAAUCCUGAUAAUAAGGAACCCAAUACCGCCAUCCUCACACGUAGACACCUAACCGCUUCAUACAAAAGCCUUGGCGGAGUUGACGUCGAGCACGACUUCCUGGAGAUCCUUCCGCAGCGGAAAGGCGACCCCCGUCUCUAUAUACUAAACGUAUACAGCCCCCCGUCGGCUCGCAAACACAGAUUUGGCGUUCUCUUUUCGCAUGCCCUAAGGGAGGCGGGUCCUCACGGCCUGGUCAUAGUGGGAGACUUCAAUGCCUCCCACACGGCAUGGGGUUACAGGACAUGCACUCCCAAGGGUCGGGAUAUAUGGACCCAAGCGCAACAACACCGUAUCACCCUGGUAACGGACCCCCUCCAGCAAACACGAAUAGGUACCAGCGUAACGGUUGACACGACACCGGACCUAACGUUCACACACAACACAGCCCUCUUAAACUGGCGAAAUCUCGGAGAACCGCUAGGUAGUGACCACUACAUACUUGAAACCACGGUAGGGGGGUGCCUUGGAAAAUCCCGUCGCAACCGCCUCCGCAUUACUAAAUGGGACGACUUUAGGGCCAGUAGAGAGGCAUCUGCAACCGAAACCAUUACCAACCUAGAAGAGUGGGCCUCCACUCUCCUAACAGACAUUCAACUGAACACCACGGACAUCCCAGACGAAGCCCACUUAGAGGCAAUAGACGCCCGCCUCCUUCGUCUCUGGGAGGCGAGGUCCAGCCUACAUAAGCGAUGGAAAACUCAGCGGCACAACCGCAAGUUACGCCGCAAAAUAGCCUACUUAGAUAGAGAAAUUGAAGAAUAUUCUCUGAAGUUACUAACCCAACAAUGGGGCCAGAUAUGCGACAAGAUGCAAGGGCAAUUGGGGCUUAAGCGCACAUGGCUUCUGCUUCGUCACCUCCUUGAUCCAACCUCAAGCAAGCACGAGCAGCAACAUCGACUUAAUACUUUCCUGCACCAAUGGCCGGGGACUGAGGACGAACUCCUCCAGGAACUCCAAUCGCGAUACGUAGGCGUCCCCCGGACUACUUCCUUGCCCCCGUAUGCAGGGUCCAGUAACCCCCUCCUGGAUUCGGACAUUACGGUCCCCGAGGUUCGUGCGGCUCUGCUUCAGCUUCAUACCAACUCGACGCCCGGCCCCGACCAAAUCACUAACAAGGCCCUUCGCAACCUGGA